GUUCUUAGGUUAGGUUAACUUUCGAACUUUUGUUUUGACACUCCAAGAAUUUCAUGAUAACAUUCAAAAACGUGUUUUACCUAAUUCAAAUAAUAACAAAUCGCCAAUAUGGAUUUUUGGAGGGACACUCUAGGUGCUCCAGUGAAAAUCGUGGCCCCAAUGGUAGACGCCAGCGAGCUGGCUUGGAGACUACUCAGUAGGAAAUACGGGGCCCAGCUGUGCUACACCCCCAUGUUACACAGUGCCCUGUUUCACAAGGACCCCAAAUAUCGCAAAGAAGGCCUAGCUACGUGCGAAGAUGACAAGCCAUUGAUCGUACAGUUCUGUGGAAAUGAUCCUGAAGUAAUGCUGGAAGCUGCUCUUCUAGCACAGGAUCAUUGCUGUGCCAUCGAUAUAAAUUUAGGUUGCCCCCAGGCAAUUGCAAAAAGGGGGCAUUAUGGAGCAUUCCUGCAAGAUGAAUGGGCUCUUUUACAAGAAAUAGUGAGUACUUUGAGCAAGCAUUUGGCUGUUCCUGUGACAUGUAAAGUAAGAAGAUUUGAGAGUGUGGAAAAAACAGUAGCAUAUGCUAAAAUGUUGGAGUCUGCUGGCUGCAAAAUGUUGACUGUACAUGGUAGGACUAGGGAACAGAAAGGCCCCCUCACUGGGUUAGCAGAUUGGAGCUAUGUCAAAGCAGUAAGAGAUGCUGUUAGUAUUCCUGUGAUAUCAAAUGGUAAUAUUCAGUGUAGAGUCAUAGUCCCUCGGGACAAUUAUAAAGAUAGAUUUAGGUAUAGAAGUUCUUUUUUUGCGCAAGAAGAAAAAGCUUGCAAGCUCGGAAUAUGA
Molecule: messenger RNA, 819 nt
Organism: Phaedon cochleariae (mustard beetle)
Lineage: Eukaryota; Metazoa; Arthropoda; Insecta; Coleoptera; Chrysomelidae
Source: the annotation of a GenBank genome assembly